Hibiscus syriacus is the source of this 2598-nucleotide messenger RNA. RefSeq lists its product as uncharacterized. Bases 23 to 2494 code for a protein of 823 amino acids. The transcript is spliced from 5 exons. The record is from RefSeq and is a predicted model, not a curated record. Gene Ontology annotation, biological process: activation of GTPase activity. NCBI's taxonomy places the organism in Eukaryota, Viridiplantae, Streptophyta, Magnoliopsida, Malvales, Malvaceae. Gene Ontology annotation, molecular function: GTPase activator activity.
GAAAAUUCGGGUCCAUUGCCAAAUGAGCAAAGAGAUUGUAAACGAAGAAGCGCCGUCGUUGACCGGUGUUGUUUCGGCGGAGAAUCGUACCCUUGGUUCUCUGAGAAGCGUCCGAUGGCGUCUUAAUCUGGGUGUUUUACCUCCUUCUCCUUCGCUUGAUGAUCUUCGCAGGGAAACUGCUGAUUCUCGCCGAAGAUAUGCUGAGUUGAGGAGGCGGCUGCUACUGGAUCCGCAUGUUCCCAAGAAUGGAGGAAGUAAUUCCCCUGAUCUUGUCAUGGACAAUCCACUCUCACAAAACCCAGACAGCUCCUGGGGUCGAUUCUUUCGGAAUGCUGAACUGGAAAAAAUGGUUGACCAGGAUUUAUCGAGAUUAUAUCCGGAACAUGGAAGCUACUUCCAGGCUCUUGGAUGCCAGGGAAUGUUGAGACGAAUAUUGUUGCUGUGGUGCCUUAGCCAUCCAGAGUUUGGUUAUAGACAAGGAAUGCAUGAACUCCUGGCACCUUUGCUGUAUGUUCUUCAUGUUGAUGUUGAGCGUCUUUCAGAAGUACGAAAGAUACAUAAAGACCAUUUCAUUGACAAAUUUGAUGGAUUGUUAUUUGAAGAAAAUGAUGUCACAUACAAUUUUGAUUUUAAGAAGUUUCUAGAUUCCAUGAACGAUGAGGUUGGAUCUCAAGGUAAUUCAAAGAAAGUUGGGAGUGUUGAUGAGCUUGAUCCCGAGAUACAGACCAUCAUAUUGCUAACUGAUGCUUAUGGAGCUGAAGGUGAACUUGGUAUUGUCUUGUCUGAUAAAUUUAUGGAACAUGAUGCCUACUGUAUGUUCGAGGCUCUUAUGAGCGGGGCACAUGGAUCAGUUGCUGUGGCAGAUUUUUUUGCUCCCUUUCCUGCUUUGCAGUCUCAUGGUGGCUUGCCUCCUGUCAUUGAAGCCUCAGCUGCAUUAUACCAUUUGCUGUCCGUGGUUGAUUCUUCUCUACAUAGCCAUCUUGUUGAGCUUGGUGUUGAACCCCAGUAUUUUGCACUUCGCUGGUUGCGAGUUUUAUUUGGACGGGAGUUUUCACUUCAUGAUCUCUUAGUUGUAUGGGACGAGAUCUUAACAGCAGAUAAUAGUCCACUUGAUAAAGUUUCUGAAAAUGAAGAGAUUUCCAGUUUUAAAUUACUCGAUUCGCAUCGUGGAGCAUUAAUUGCUGGCAUGGCAGUCUCUAUGAUACUUUUUGUGAGGUCUUCCCUGCUUGCCACUGAAAAUGCGACAACUUGUCUUCAGAGACUCUUGAAUUUUCCAGAGAAUAUAAAUCUAAAGAAACUUAUAGGGAAGGCGAAGUCACUGCAAAUUCUUGCACUGGAAUUCAAAAUCUCAUCCUCAUUACUUACAUUCGAUGUGGCAUAUAACCGUUGCAAAUCUGCUGCGAGCAGUCGCAAUCUUUCAUCGGAUUCAGUUUCUCUGAAAACUCUAUCUCUGGUUCCCGACAGCUACUGGGAAGAAAAGUGGACAGUCCUGAAUAAGGCAGAGGAGCUAAGGCAAGAUAGUUUAGGUAAACAUGCUUCCAUUGGGAAAAGGAGAUGGUCUGAAAAAGUAAAGCCGGUGCUAUCUAGAACUGAAUCCGACCCUUCACCAGCAAGAGCAGAAAAAUACAAAAAGGGCCAUAGUUCAUCUGUUAGGCGUAGUUUGCUUGAAGAUUUGUCUCAGCAACUUGGCUUGGAGGAAGAUACCGAAGCGGGAGACUGUUUCGAUGCUUGCAAUUUAGACGAUCGUCAUUCCAUAGAAGUUCAGGUGGAGAGGCAAAAUGAUACAAGCAUAGAGACUAUUCGCACAGCUGAAGAAAGAUGCGAGAGUGGAAGUGGAGCUUCUGUCAGUGAAGAAAACUCCUCUAUUUUUUCCGACCCUGCAAGUUCUUGUAGUAGCAGUAAUGACCAUGAAAACGACACAGAAAAAAGUAGCGUCUCAUCGACUUUAUCUUCAGAUGAUAAUGAUGAUCGCCACCAGAGUAGCCUGGAAGAUUCGCCUCUGCCAGUUUCCUCUCCUCCUGAUGACGUCCUUUUAAAUUAUCCGCACGAGAAUGAAUCUUCAGGGAAGAUGGUCCCAGCCUCAAAGGAAAGAAGGCAUCUUCCAAGUAGAUUUCAAUGGCUUUUGAAGUUUGGAUGGAACAAUGCCAGUCAGGAGGCAUCUGUUAAAGGAGUUAUCAACGAGACCGCGAAAUCUGCAAACCGUGAUAGCAAGAGCAGUACAGCAGACUCAUCUACAGCCGGUGCUUCUCGUAAUUCGUCUCCCACCAGCCAAAGAGAUGUAGUGGACCAGAAUGUAAUGGGGACGCUGAAGAAUCUGGGCCAGUCGAUGCUUGAGCACAUUCAGGUUCUUGAGUCUGUUUUCCAGCAAGAUCAAGUUCAAGUGGGAUCGUCGGACAACUCGUCGAGAAACAAUCUAGUUGGCAAAGGACAAGUUACAGCCGUGACAGCCCUCAAAGAGCUUCGGAAGAUCAGCAACCUUUUAUCAGAGAGGUGAGAUUUCUUCUCAUGAAAUCUGUACACACAUUUUGUAGUUAACAUUGAUUUAUUUAGACCAACUAAAUUAGUCCAACUUGUACUUAAAAUGGCCCAAAUUUGAAG